This is a messenger RNA of Symphalangus syndactylus (siamang), 2261 nucleotides long. It is a transcript of the gene LHFPL5, whose product is annotated as LHFPL tetraspan subfamily member 5. Gene Ontology annotation, biological process: sensory perception of sound; detection of mechanical stimulus involved in sensory perception. Gene Ontology annotation, cellular component: plasma membrane. Lineage: Eukaryota; Metazoa; Chordata; Mammalia; Primates; Hylobatidae. The record is from RefSeq and is a predicted model, not a curated record.
GCGGGGGAAAAGCGUUUUUGCGGCUGGAAUUGAGCGGUAGGAAUGUGUCAGUCACAUCCCCACCUUCCCAGUUCUUGUCAUCUCGGUUCAGGAAGGUGAAUGGGGUUCCGAUUCCCCGCGGCGGGGGCCAGCAGUGGGAGCUCUGCCCCUUCCCCGCCUCUGCUGCAGGCCCCGCCCCUCGCCCAGAACCCCGGGGCGCUGGCCGCGGUGCUGAAACGGCGCCCUCCGCGGACGGAGGAGGGGGCGGGGCUCUCGGGAGCUGUGAGCCCGGAAGGGAGACGCGCAGGGCGGCGCCAGCAGGCCCGAGAUCCUGGUGGGCUUGGGAGGAGGCAGGAGACUGGAGACAGCCUCGGCUAGAGCGAACACAGGCACCUGGCAAGCUUCCUUUGACCAAAUCAAGGUUGUCCUUGUCCUAUUAAGCCUCUUCCUCUUGCCUUGAAGGGACCUCACCUGGUGCCCUGACCUCAGCCUCCUCCCCAAACCCCGCUGGGGAGUGACCUGCUUCUAGGCCUCCAUCCACAAAGCCACGGACUUGCAGCCCACGGGACCCCAGCCCAGGGCCUGCUGCCCUCACCAUGGUGAAAUUGCUGCCGGCCCAGGAGGCAGCCAAGAUCUACCAUACCAACUAUGUGCGGAACUCGCGGGCCGUGGGCGUGAUGUGGGGUACGCUCACCAUCUGCUUCUCCGUGCUGGUCAUGGCCCUCUUCAUCCAGCCCUACUGGAUCGGCGACAGCGUCAACACACCGCAGGCAGGCUACUUCGGCCUUUUCUCCUACUGCGUGGGUAACGUGCUGUCCUCCGAGCUCAUCUGCAAGGGCGGUCCCCUAGACUUCUCCUCCAUCCCUUCUAGAGCCUUCAAGACUGCCAUGUUCUUUGUGGCCUUGGGCAUGUUCCUCAUCAUUGGCUCCAUCAUCUGCUUCAGCCUGUUCUUCAUCUGCAACACAGCCACAGUCUAUAAGAUCUGUGCAUGGAUGCAGCUGGCUGCGGCCACAGGCCUAAUGAUUGGCUGCCUGGUCUACCCUGAUGGUUGGGACUCAAGUGAGGUGCGGCGCAUGUGUGGGGAGCAGACGGGCAAGUACACGCUGGGCCAUUGCACCAUCCGCUGGGCCUUCAUGCUGGCCAUCCUCAGCAUUGGUGAUGCCCUCAUCCUCUCCUUCCUGGCCUUCGUGUUGGGCUACCGGCAGGACAAGCUCCUUCCUGACGACUACAAGGCAGAUGGAACCGAGGAGGUGUGAAGCAGCUGAAGGGUCGGUCAUCUAUUUCCCAGACAGUGGAAAACUAGGGAAUCAAAUUCUUCAGAGAUAAGAACUUGUUCUUCCAAGUUUCCUUGUUCCUGGCUGCUAUAGGUCUGAAGCCUGAAGGCUUUUAUUAUAACACUAAAACUGGACAGUCUCCUGAGACAAGAACUCCUACUGUACUCUUUCCGGGGAAGCAGAACUGCAGUGACCCACUUCAAAGAUAUUCAGAGGCUGAGUGGUGCAGGGAGUGCUCACUUGCUGGGGAUGGGAUCCAAGGCCUCUUCUUAAUUCCGCACAGCAGCAAAUCGCUUCACCUUGUUGAGGCCUCUCCUCUGUAAAGCGAGACGGCUAAAUGGGUCCAUCUCUAGGGGCCUUCCCUCCCAGGUCUGUGUCUGAUAGCACACACACACACACACACACACACACACACACACUCUCUCUCUCUCACACACACACACACAAAUGCCCAACCAGCUCUAAGAGGGCUACUGAAGAGGUGGCUGGACGUGUGCUGGGUCAUUUUUAGGGUGAGGUGUAGGGGGUCUUUUACUUCUCCCUUCUCAUAUUUUGUUUUCUUAUAUGCUCAAGGUAGGUAAGGAAUGGAGGGGCCAUCAGAACCUGAAUCCUUUAACAUCCACCAGGAAGUUUUAUGAAGAGUGGGUGAUAGGAUCUAAAAUCUCUGGAGACUUUUUUCCUCUUGGGAACCAAAUAUCACAUUUCCUUAUGGUGCCCACACUGACUCAACCAGAACUGGCUACCAGCUUCAGAAAUGUGUUACUUACAUUCAAGUAAUUUGUUAUAGGAAUAGAUGACUUUUUUUUUCAAAAACUUUGGAUUUGGCAUAUAGUCAUCUAUAGGGGGAUUGGUUCCAGGAUCCCCUGCAGAUGCCAAAAUACAUGGAUGCCCAAGUCCUCAGCUAAAAAUGGCGUAGUAUUUGCAUAUAACCUAUGCACAUCCUCCUGUAUACUUUAAAUCAUCUCUAGAUUACUUAUAAUACCUAAUACAAUGUAAAUGCUAUGUAAA